Neoarthrinium moseri is the source of this 678-nucleotide messenger RNA. RefSeq lists its product as uncharacterized. Bases 1 to 678 code for a protein of 225 amino acids. The transcript has a single exon. Lineage: Eukaryota; Fungi; Ascomycota; Sordariomycetes; Amphisphaeriales; Apiosporaceae. The record is from RefSeq and is a predicted model, not a curated record.
AUGCAGCUCUCUUACGCCGCCGUUGUCGCCAUCCUCUCCUACACUGCUGUUGCCAGCCCUCUGACUCGCAACGUCUCGGACUCUUGCGAGAAGCAGUACGAGCAAUGUGUCACUGCUCCUGACGCCAACAUCUCCACCUGCGUCUCCCGCCAGGCUACCUGCGACAGCGCCUGCCAGGCUGGCUACGAUAGCUGCCGCGGUGGUGACAACGCCAACCUGUCUACCUGCGUUGCCACCUUCGCUUCUUGCACUGGCCACCUCCCCACCAAGCGCAACGUCCCCGACUCUUGCGAGGUCCAGUACGGCCAGUGUGUCACCGCCCCUGACGCCAACAUCUCUACUUGCGUCUCCCGCCAGGACACUUGCGACAGCGCUUGCCAGGCUUCCUACGACAGCUGCCGUGCUGCUCCUGGCGCCAACCUGUCCACCUGCGUCUCCAACUACUCGACCUGCAGUGGCCACAUGCCCACCAAGCGCAACGUCCCUGACUCUUGCGAGAAGCAGUACGGCCAGUGUGUCACUGCCCCUGACGCCAACAUCUCUACCUGCGUCUCCAACCAGGCCACUUGCGACAGCAGCUGCCAGGCAGCUUACGAUAGCUGCCGCGUUGCCCCUGGCGCCAAUCUCUCUACCUGCGUUGCUACCUACUCCUCCUGCACCGGCCACCUCCCCAACUAA